Molecule: messenger RNA, 1878 nt
Organism: Pestalotiopsis fici W106-1
Lineage: Eukaryota; Fungi; Ascomycota; Sordariomycetes; Amphisphaeriales; Sporocadaceae
Exons: 6
Coding region: 1-1878 (625 amino acids)
Source: RefSeq, a predicted model, not a curated record
AUGUUGAGCUUGAUUCUCCUGUUAUUGGCGACUCUGAGCCACGCUCAGGUCCAACUGCUCAAUGUUUCGGCCAACGAUGGUACAUCAUCAACCUGUAUCACGGUGCUGAAUUCACAAGUCACCUGUGACAACAAUCUUGUGAGGGCUGGAGACACAAUUCAAGGAAACCCGGUCUUUGGAACGCCGCUGUUUCUGACGUCUGCUCAACUCGCUAGUCUGUGUACGACCUCCUGCUCGUCGUCGCUCUCUGGAUGGGAAAGGAGGGUAGCUGGAGCUUGUGGUGCAACGCUGUACGACCAGCCUGACGGUGGAAAAGCAGCACCGGCUGCUUUGGUUCAAAACUAUAUUGAACUAUUCGACUCGCUCUGUCUAAAGAAUAGUGCUGGUCAAUAUUGCAAUGAUGUUAUCGGCAAAGCGCUGGCUGUGGACCCGUCCAACGGCAUGGUCACUGGAACUCCUGCCUCUACUAUAUUAUGCGAUGAUUGCUAUUUGUCCCUGGUCUCUACCCAGUUGGCAAUGCCCAUGGCGUCUACUAGCAUUCUCGCUGAUGACUUCAAAUUCUUGACUUCUUCCUGCAGCAAAACGGGGUGGACUCUAUCCUCGCCACCUACUGCAACGACCUUUACGACCCGCCCAACGGUAUCGCCACCGGCAGCCGCGAAUUGCUCAGGGGAGUGGCACACCAUCACAGCCUCCGAUACAUGCACCGGUAUCUCUCUGGCAGAGGGCAUCAGUACCGAUGAUCUCGCCCGGUCUAAUACAAUACCUUCGUUUUGCUACAAUUUCCCAACGUCGGGCGACUUGUGCAUCCCUUCGGACCGGAAAUGCCAACCGUACUUGGUCAAAUCGACCGAUACAUGCUAUUCCUUGCAGAAACAGUUUGGCAUACAAUACGCGCAGCUUAUAUCCUGGAACCCAACCUUGGGACCCAAAUGUAACAAUAUUGAUAGCAUCGUCGGCUACGUGAUAUGUGCCACGACUCCGGGCGGCGGCUGGGUGAACCCAAAUCCGCAGCCGUCGAUGACCACGACCUGGAGUACCGGAACGCCGCUUUGGACGGCUUCGCUCACGCCCAUGAGCGCGUACCCGUCGGCAACGUACGUGGCCAACACGACGGCCGCGCCCUAUGCCACCGACACUCGCAUGGACUGCAUAACGUACAUUACAUCGCCAAUUCUGACCAAUUAUACCGGCAAUGGUACGACAAGCCUGGCAUGCGAAGAUGUAGCAUCGCAGUACGGCAUCAGCACGUCGGACUUUGUCGACUGGAACCCGUCCCUCAACUCUUCUGAUCCGUGCACCAUGGCUGUAGAUACCCAAUACUGUGCUCAGACGUAUGCAAAGGUGUCACAGAACAUUGUCGGCGCAUGCACAGAACUAGAUAUUGUGCCGGCUGGGUACGACUGUGCUGGAUUUGCCAGUUCACUCGGCCUCGAGUUGGAUCGAUUCAAGCUCUGGAACCCCGAACUCGACAGUGACUGCUCAAACUUUAAAGUUGGUACCCAAUAUUGUGUUGCCGUUGCCCAUUACAAACAACCCGGUAUUAUCUCGACUUGCAACAAAUUUGCCACGCCCAACAACACCAACUGGGCACUUAACCCGUGCCAAAUAUUGGAAACGGAAUUUGGCCUUGGCCAUGCCCGCUUCGUGGCAUGGAACCCGGCAGUUCUGAACAACUGCACGGGAUUAUAUCAAGGCUAUGAUUACUGCGUAUCCAUUCCCAACUUUACGCCCGUGUAUACAACUACGACUUCUGCUACAGUCGCUGCACUUGUGGCGCAGGCAACUACCGCGUCCAGUUUGACCGACACGAGUACUUCAAAUGUGGUAUCCUCCACAACCUCUUUGCCCAGGAGCACCUCGACAACGGUCGCGUAG